AUGGCUGACCCAUCGUUUCAUCCUUACGCUCGCCUUCCUUACGAGCUGCGACUCACGAUAAUUGAGGAGUUCGUUCGUGGUCUUCCCAGCACUCCUACAGGAAACUACCAACGGACUACACAAUACGGCCCGCCGAGACGCGUUGCUAGAAGCCGCGGCCAACUAACAAGAUACGCUAUGAUCAACAAACAAUGGCUAUCCGUCAUUGAGAAGCGCAUAUUCUCAUCGCUCCUACUUUGUCAAGAUGACCUUCAUCAGCUACAAAACAUUUGUGUCUCGCCUCGGAUCAACGCCAUUUCGGUCAUUCAUUUUUGGAUCUGUAUCGACAAAUCUGAGAGGUGGGACAUGGACUCAUCGACCGGCGCAAUGGAUAUCGCUGCCGCUACCGCCACUACCAAUCACCGAGGCCCAGGCCCCAGCCUUGGCGGCGACACCGGCUCUGAGGUGUCCCAAGCAGUCAGGGAUGCCGAGCAGCUAGCCACUGCAGCCUUCGAGCAUCUGUUCCGCAUCCUGCAUGGAUGGUGUCGACAUCGCCAAACCCUUACAUUCACCUAUGGCCUUUUCUGCCGGGGGCCCAGGGAGAGACGCCCACCUAUCGGUGCGCAUCUUCGAAUCGACUGCUCAAACUUACCCGAAGUUCCCUGCAUAGGCGCUAUUACAACACCCGUCAUUGAGGUCAUUUGGCCCCCUGCUUUAAACACUUAUGAACAUUUCGAGUGGGACAUCGAGCCGAAGUCAAUGUUUCGCUUACUCAAAAGACUGCCAAACGUCAAGUGUGCCGGCUUUUCUCUUGACGAUAAGCUCAAUUCGCCGGAGGUCAUCGAACAAUUUCAGGAAGGGCAAGCGUUGCUUGGAAACCGAGUAUCCGAGCUGAAGACAAUGUCUCUCGAGUCCACCGCAAUGUGGCAUAGACGAUUUGCCCCACAGCUCUACACACCACCAUCAGUUCAACUAAGUCAGUCAAUUUUUGCUCUGACCCUCAGACUCGAAGAAUUAUACCUCGAAUACGUAGUCGAUGUACCGUACUUUCUGAGUGACGCAUGGAAUUCCAGCGGAGGUACGUCCCGGAGUCUGACGACCUGGCCCAACUUGAAGAUCCUCUCUCUCAAGGGAUAUCUCAGCGAUAAACCUCCACGCAACGCCUUCCGGCCUUUCAACUCCAUCACAUCCGCCCUACAACGAAUGCCAAAGAUACACAGCUUUGAUCUCGAAAUGACCUACCCUUGCAAUCGCGAGAACGGGGGUUGCUUCUGGAUGAAUGCUCUCGUCCAUAUGGGGGUACCACCACGAGAUGAUCUGACAGCCGGGCGAAAUGGCCUGCUCCUCGUGAGUGGCGCCACGCUGGAUCCAAAUAUGUUCGCGCCAAACCUUUGGGAAAGGGGCUCAGUGGUAUUACAGGAACACUUCGUGUCCUUCUUCAUUGAACCCCAACAGCACGCAUUUAAGCGUGAAGUUUAUGCGAAACAAAACCCACAAGCGACUACAGCAGUCGAGGAUCCUCUCGAAAAGGCAGAGGCAAAGAAGGAGAGCGGACAGGCCGCGCAGGAAGGGUUGAAGGGCGAAGCAGCAUUGGACGAGGCCAUCGCCGACGCUGGCGGAGAUGACAUUGACCCCGAGGCGACCUCUGCUGCGGAUGAUUCGCUCGAGAAGGCGGAAGCGGCUAAAGAAAGUGGCUAG
Molecule: messenger RNA, 1677 nt
Organism: Diaporthe amygdali
Lineage: Eukaryota; Fungi; Ascomycota; Sordariomycetes; Diaporthales; Diaporthaceae
Exons: 4
Coding region: 1-1677 (558 amino acids)
Source: RefSeq, a predicted model, not a curated record